This is a messenger RNA of Planococcus citri (citrus mealybug), 1128 nucleotides long. RefSeq names its product pyrimidodiazepine synthase-like. Gene Ontology annotation, molecular function: glutathione transferase activity; glutathione dehydrogenase (ascorbate) activity. Lineage: Eukaryota; Metazoa; Arthropoda; Insecta; Hemiptera; Pseudococcidae. Gene Ontology annotation, biological process: glutathione metabolic process. Gene Ontology annotation, cellular component: cytoplasm. The transcript has 7 exons. The record is from RefSeq and is a predicted model, not a curated record. The coding region runs from base 123 to 938 and encodes 271 amino acids.
UUUCCCUUCAGUCAACAUUCCUAUCUAACGUGAGACGUGAGUGCAUCAUAAUCUUGCGACGAUUCAAAAUUUUUAGAGAUCCUCGGAUUCGGCAGUGUUCCGGUGGACUAGGAGUUAUCAAGAUGAACGGAUGCUCAGCAAUUUUAAUGGUUUGGUACUUGUUAACGACAGCCAUUAAUCCAACACGAUCACUCGCAUCUCUUUCCACUCGUCUCAUCAUGGAAGUGAAACAUUUCGCCGAAGGUUCUACCGAACCUCCAUUACAACCCGGUAAUAUCUAUCUGUACAGCAUGAGAUUCUGUCCUUACGCUCAUCGAGCUCAUCUAGCUUUGAAUGCUAAAAAUGUAUCUUACGAACCGAUAUAUAUAAACUUGUCAUCGAAACCGAAGUGGUAUUUGGAUAAAUUUCCAGCUGGUCGAGUUCCGGCUCUAUGGUACAAGAACGAAUUACUCUACGAGAGUUUACUUUUAGCUGAUUUUAUCAACGAAGAAUUCCCUGGUAAUGCUCUCUAUCCAUCCGAACCGGUUAAAAAACUCAAAGAUAGAAUGUUAAUCGAAAAAUUUAGCUCUGUUCCUAGUGCUUUUUAUAAAGUAGCUAUGGUCGAAUUCAAUACGGAAAAUUUCACUUCGUUGAUUAAUCAUCUGGUAGAAAUUGAAAAAGAAUUAGUAUCCAGAGGAACGAAGUACUUCGGAGGGGAUAAACCACUCAUGGUUGAUUAUAUGAUUUGGCCUUGGUUCGAACGACUAGACGUACUAAGCUAUUUAUACGGUUCCGAAGCUAAAAUACCGACUGAAAAAAUACCAAAUUUGGUAAAUUGGACUUCAUUAAUGAAGAAAGACGAAGCAGUUAAAAAACAUUUCGCUCCUGCCGAAGUACACGGUAAGCAUUUCAAACUCAGGAAGGAAAACAAUCCUGGAGCUUUUAACUUGGCUGUUUAAGGAUUCGCUGAUUCCAUUCAUGUCGUCCAAUAUACCGUUUUCUCCAAACCAGUACUUACCACAUGAUAUUAUUUUAUUACUAAUUUGAAAUUGUGCAUUGUUUUAUUAUUUUAGAUAUAUUAUAAAAUUGUAAAUACUCGAAGCUUUAUUCGCGCGGUAUACGAAAUAUAUAUACGAUUUUACAACUCUG